CCCCCCUUCCUAUACUCCUAGACCACAAUGAGAUCGACACUUCGGUUGCUGGCCAACGUCAAACCGGCCCGGUAUUUGGAGCCUUUUGCUCCUACCGGGUUGACCGGUCUGAACACUCACCCAAGCCCCCGUCCCACCCUGAUCUACCUAUACAGGUCUACCCUCGAGAAAUUGAAGUCUUUUCCCGAGUCCUCCGCCUACCGCCAGUCUACUGAGGCAUUGACUCGCCACCGCCUGCAGGUCGUCGAGUCUACGAAACCACCUGGAUUCGAAGCUUGGUUGGAGCGCGUGAAGAAGACCGUUGGUGCCGAACCCGAGCGAUUCGCUACUCUUCGCCAGGCCGAUGGCUCUUAUGCCGCAUCCAUGCGUGAUGAUGGCAGUGACAACCCUCGUGGAGAGGAAUGGGAUGGAGAGGCUUGGGAACCUUCCUCGCCAGGCCCUGCCCGUACGGCGGAAGAGGAGGCCCGCUGGCACCAAGCCAUUGAAGACUCCGUCUCGGCUGAGACUAAGGAUUCGGACUUCCACACCCGGGAAAUGAAGUGGGAGAAUGAACCUGCCCUGGAAGCUGAGCAGGUCUCCGAGAUUGAGAAGCAGAUCGGCGCUGGCCUUAUUGAGGAGGUUAUUCAGGUGGCAGAGGGUGAGCUGAAGUUGGUUGAUGAGAUUUACAAGUCCCAGGCCUGGGAGGAACUUGAGGAGAAGCCUAGGCCUGGCCAGUGGACUUACUUUGAGCGCAAAACGGAGGCUUAAAUGGCUGUUUCGAUGAAAGACUGAUAGACCCCUGGACUACUUGUAUUUAUUAGCCGACGUGUGUCAACUAAAAUGGGACGCAUCUGUGACAUUUAUAUCCGUUAUGAUACUUUACUUUUUCAUUAU
Messenger RNA from Aspergillus ochraceoroseus IBT 24754, 873 nucleotides. Its product is annotated as complex I NDUFA5 subunit family protein. The record is from RefSeq and is a predicted model, not a curated record. NCBI's taxonomy places the organism in Eukaryota, Fungi, Ascomycota, Eurotiomycetes, Eurotiales, Aspergillaceae. Bases 28 to 747 code for a protein of 239 amino acids. Gene Ontology annotation, biological process: respiratory electron transport chain. The transcript is spliced from 3 exons.